CCCGCCCGGCAGGGCUCGGCGCUCAUUGGCUCUGCCGCUGCGGCGCUGGCCCGCGAUUGGCCGGGCGGCGUCGGCUCGGCGCCCCGCGGCCCCUCGGCUCUAGUCUCCGCAGCCGCCUGCAAGGGGCGGGGGCGGAGUGUGAGGCUCGGCGGACGGGGUUGCGGGCUCGGUAGCGGCGCUUCAGGGCGCGAGCGCGGGAGGUGCUGCCACUGCAGGUAACAGAGGCGCUGCGAGGGCAGCCGCGGCCCUGUGGAGAUGAGGAAAUUGAGGCACAGAGAUUAGCUAAUCUGAACCAGAUAAUGCCAUAAGUAGUAGAGCUGGGAUGCAAACUUGGACAGUCUGACUCGAGUCUGCACACUUAACUACUCCACUGUUCUGGCCUUCAACAAGACACAGUGCCUGGCACGUAGUGAUGGCUCAGUAAAUGCUUGAAUGAAGAAGUAUGUCGUCCACAUUGAUUUCCAAAAGAUGAGUCGUGGAUAUUCAGAAAACAACAAUUUCCUAAACAAUAAUAACCAAAUGGUGUUGGACAUGAUCCUUUAUCCAUUAGUUGGAAUCCCUCAGACUAUCAACUGGGAAACUAUAGCAAGGCUCGUGCCUGGAUUAACACCGAAAGAGUGUGCAAAAAGGUUUGAUGAAUUAAAGAGCAGCGGAGGCUCACCUGUUGACAACCAGUAUAAUUCCUUCAUGGCUGCUGGAGAGAGUCCUGUUGAAACUUUAGCCACAUAUAUCAAAUCCUCACUUCUUGACAUACAUGGAGAAUUUCAGGAGAUUCCAGUUGGUCAUGAUGCAGUUUCCAAAACAGGAAGACAUAGUAUAGCUUCUACAAGGAAUUGUUCUUCAGAAAGUGAAAAUUGUACUACUCAUAAUGGCGGAGAAAAGACUGAAGAAUCUGAAGGAGACGUGAUCUCACUGUGUUGCCCAGUCUGGUCCCAAACUCCUGGGCUCAAGCAGUCCUCCCACUUCAGGCUCCCAAGGUGCUGGGAUUACAGUUGUGAGCCACCAUGCCUGGCCCUCCAGCCAAACAUGGUGAUCCAUGUGUGUGAUGAAGCAAAAAACUUGAAAGAAGAUUUUACUUGCCCGCGAGAUCUUUUGAUAUCAGAAAUGAAGUACUUUGCUGAAUAUUUAUCUAUGGAUGCCCAGCGCUGGGAAGAGGUGGACAUUUCAGUUCAUUGUGACGUUCACAUUUUCAACUGGUUGAUAAAAUAUGUUAAAAGGAACACUGAGGAGAAUAAAGAUUGUGAGAUGCCCACUUUAGAGCCAGGAAAUGUCAUUUCAAUUCUUAUUUCUUCAGAGUUUUUAAAAAUGGAUUCACUGGUUGAACAGUGUAUUCAGUAUUGCCACAAAAAUAUGAAUGCCAUAGUAGCUACCCCAUGCAACAUGAACUGUAUUAAUGCAAAUCUUCUCACACGUAUAGCUGAUCUGUUCACACACAAUGAAGUUGAUGAUUUAAAGGACAAAAAAGAUAAAUUUAGAAGCAAACUUUUUUGUAAGAAGAUUGAAAGACUGUUUGAUCCUGAGUACUUGAAUCCAGAUUCUCGGAGUAAUGCAGCAACCUUGUAUAGAUGCUGUUUGUGCAAGAAACUUUUAACAAAAGAAACAGAAAGAAGAAUUCCUUGCAUUCCUGGAAAAAUCAAUGUGGAUCGACAUGGAAAUAUUGUCUAUAUUCACAUCAGAGAUAAGACAUGGGAUGUUCAUGAGUAUUUGAAUAGUCUUUUCGAAGAAUUAAAAUCUUGGAGAGAUGUAUACUGGCGAUUGUGGGGAACAAUCAACUGGCUGACUUGUUCAAGAUGUUAUCAGGCCUUUCUCUGUAUUGAAUUUUCACAUUGUCAGUAUCACUCAGAAACAGUGGUUUAUCCUACUGCAGCAAGUUCAUUGAAUACUGUUGGCACUGGAAUUUAUCCCUGUUGUAACCAAAAGAUUCUUCGGUUUGAUCCUACUCAGCUUACAAAGGGUUGUAAAGUAAGGGACCACAUGAUUACACUUCGUGAUCAAGGUGAAGGCGGAGAUUUGCCAUCCUGUCCCAUUGCUAGAAUAUUGGACGAUUUGCACAAGUACAGAGAUGUCAUUGUUGUGCCUUUUUCAAAAGAUACAAUUAGUGAUGUUGGGGUUGGCCCCUGUGAUGAAAAGGGUAUAGAAUGUGAUGUUUUACUGGAGCCAAAUACACCAUGGGGUCCCAAAACUGGGGAGCUCAAUGCUUUCUUGUCAUUGAAAAACUGGACUCUACAACUGAAACAACAGUCGCUGUUUUCAGAAGAAGAAGAAUAUACCACUGGAUCUGAGGUCACUGAAGAUGAAGUUGGAGAUGAAGAAGAAGUAUCCAAAAAACAAAGGAAAAAGGAGAAGCCAAAGAAGUUCACUAGACAACCAAAAAAGCAGGUAUCUUCACCCUGUGCUCAGAGGAAAGAAAAGGCAUUGGAGAAGUCAGCUUCUAGAGAUGUGUCUCCUUUCGUUGUGAGUAUGCAGAAGAAUAAGUGGGAUGCCACAAGAUCCUUGAGAUUCAACCAGGAUGCACAGAGAGAAGAUGAUCAGCGGCGAAUGUCUGAAAUUACAGGGCAUCUAAUAAAAAUGAGAUUGGGGGAUCUGGACCGAGUCAAGUCAAAGGAAGCAAAAGAAUUUGCGGGAGGUAUUUAUUCCAGGUUGGAAGCACAAAUCAAGGCCUCGUUGCCAGUCAGUGCACGCCAAAGCAGCUCGGAGAAAAACACAAGGUCUAAAAGUCGUUUUGGUCAAGGGCGUCCUGCAUAAAGCACCUUAAAAUAUAAGUAAAAAGAGAGAAGGCACACUCCUGGACAUCUGAAAUUGCUCACUUCUUGAAGAUCUUCAGAACAAUGACUUCCAACUGUUUUAUGUUAUUAUUAUUUUAAUCCACAUAAAUCAUAAUGCUAAAAGAAACAUAUAGUUAGGUUUUAUGAAAAUCUAAUUGUAAAUAUGAAACUUUUUAAAUCUGAUUUUCUUUUAGUAUGAUUCUAGGCUAUGUAGAGAGCAAUUAUUUACAAAUCUGCAUAGUUGAGAUGCCCAGUGUUUUCCUUUAUUUAUUUGAAAAAGAAGAGGCCUAAACUGUCAGGUAGCUAAGUUUUUUUAAGACCUUAAAAGUUAGGGGAACACAACUGGUAGUGUUACCAUGCAUGUGUGCUGAUUGUAGUAUGUCUUUGGAGCUGUAAAUCUUGAGAUAGCAUUAAGAACUGCAGUUUGUGUGAUGAAAUUCCCAAUGAUGCUAAUUUUAAGUCUGCAUGAAUGUUAAGGAGUGACAGGUCUCAAGACUGCAUUAGAUAAAGUUUCAGGGUAAGGUAUUUCAGUACUGUGUUGGGCAGAAGGGUUAAUUUUUUUCAGCAUUAUAUCAUGGAAAGUACGAUGUUAAUCCAAGUUUUUUUUUCUUUCAGUUUUUAAUGCUUUUCUAUUGAUCAUCUGAGCUGGAAUUACUGAUUAUUACCUCUGUCCUCUGUGAAACUAGUGGCAUUCUGAAUUUGGUAAAAUAACCAUUGAUAGUUUUAGGAUAGUAAAUCAUUUCUGUUGUAUGAGACACCCACUAUACAGUUCUCAGGGCUCUAAAACCCAACCAUAUUUCUAUAACCAUUCAAAUAACUACUUAAAACAGUUAUACUUGCUAGUUCGAGAUGUCUAAAAUUUUCCAAAUACAAUAGAUGGGUGAAAAUUUGCAUAUAUUCAAGAAAAAUCAAAAUAAAAUUCUAUUUUGUAAAUCAUGUUUAAAUUUUUCUAACCAGGAAGAAAGAGUGCUCAGGGAAAAUAUGUUCCAAACUAUAAUCAUAUAAUAAAUUAUGUGUUUGUAAAUUAUAUGUAGGUCUCUGAAAAACUUUAAGAUGCACUGUUUCUAUUUUUUUAAGUCUUAAUUUGCCUUAUAAUUGACAUUUCUUCAGAUUAUUCAGAGAACAGACUUUAAUGUGUGACAAAAGAGCAAUUUCCAUUGAAAUGUUGAAGUGUUACACUCAGUUUACACGUACAGAAAUCAUUCUUUUUAGUGAGUCUUUUAGUUGAUAAAUGAAGCUAGAUGUUAUUUGAUAACCUUGGCUUUGCCAAGGUUUUUGAACUGCUGCUUGGAAAUUUUGUUCCAGUUUAUAUUUGUUUCGAUUGUUUGAUACUGUGGAAAUAGACUUUUAUUUUCUAAAGAAAAUGUCUUGUAGUACAUAUUAUAUGUAAGUACUCUGUUAAACACCAGAGUUUUUUUGUAGCUUACUGUGUUUUCUGUUAAAAGGAUUUGGGUUUGUACAUGUAAACAGUGCUGUAAUGGUCACUAGAUAAGGAAAAAAUACAUAUGCUCUUUCAAUUUUUAACUGAUGGUAAAAAGGCAAACUGCUUCUCCCCUGGGGGAACUGUACUACUGAAUUGAUUUUACAAACCAGAGUUUAUCAGAAUUUGAUUCUCUUCAGAAUGCUUUUGGCCAGGUGCAGUGGCUCAUGCCAGUAAUCCCAGCACUUUGGGAGGCCGAGGCGGGCGGAUCACCUGAGGUCAGGACUUUGAGACCAGCCUGGCCAACAUGGCGAAACCCCAUCUCUACUAAAAAUACAAAAAGAUUAGCAGGGCGUGGUGGCACACACCUAUAGUCCCAGCUACUCAGGAGGCUGAGGCACAAGAAUUGUUUGAACCCGGGCGGCAGAGGUUGCAGUGAGCCGAGAUCAUGCCGCUGCUCUCCUGGCCUGGGUGACAGAGUGAGACUCCAUUUCAAUUAAAAAAAAAAAAGAAUGUGUUUUUUAUUUUGUUAAUGUUGGUCUGUUAUACAUAGGACAGGUACCACAAACAUUUUACUUAAACUCUUAAUAGCAUUUCUUUUGCCAGAUACUUCAAUAUUUCACCUUACAUUAAUCCUGGAUUCACAUUUCUUUAAUCGAAAUAAAUGUUAAUGACAAAA
Chlorocebus sabaeus (green monkey) is the source of this 4864-nucleotide messenger RNA. Lineage: Eukaryota; Metazoa; Chordata; Mammalia; Primates; Cercopithecidae. The record is from RefSeq and is a predicted model, not a curated record.